This is a messenger RNA of Cuculus canorus (common cuckoo), 2624 nucleotides long. RefSeq names its product scavenger receptor class B member 1 (gene SCARB1). Gene Ontology annotation, molecular function: scavenger receptor activity; low-density lipoprotein particle binding; lipid binding. NCBI's taxonomy places the organism in Eukaryota, Metazoa, Chordata, Aves, Cuculiformes, Cuculidae. The record is from RefSeq and is a predicted model, not a curated record. Bases 56 to 1564 code for a protein of 502 amino acids. Gene Ontology annotation, biological process: cholesterol import; plasma lipoprotein particle clearance; cholesterol efflux. Gene Ontology annotation, cellular component: caveola; cytoplasm. The transcript is spliced from 12 exons.
CGCCGCGGGGCCAUAAAGCCCGCCCGGGGCCGCGGCCGCCUGGCGGGGCUGCGCUAUGGCAGCGGCGCGGCGGGGGGCGGUGCUGGGGUUUGGGCUAGCGGGGGUGGCGUGCGCCCUGCUGGGGGGCUGCCUGCUGCUCGUGGGCCCGGUCAUCGUCAAGGAGCAGGUGGUCAAGAAUGUCAGAAUUGAUCCUAGCAGCAUCUCCUUCAACAUGUGGAAAGACAUCCCUGUUCCUUUCUACAUGUCGGUGUACUUCUUUGAAGUGCUGAACCCCAAGGAGGUCCUCCAGGGAGCGAAGCCAGCACUGAACCAGCGUGGACCCUAUGUUUACAGAGAGUUCAGGUAUAAAACAAAUAUCACGUUCAAUGACAAUGACACCGUCUCCUUCCUGGAGUACCGGCAACUCUUCUUCCGGCCGGACUUGUCCAAUGGCAGUGAAGAUGAGUACAUCGUUGUGCCAAACAUUUUGAUGAUGGGAGCAGCUGUAAUGAUGGAAGACCUGCCAGCCUUUGUGAAGUUUUUACUGAGUGGAGCCCUGUCUGGCCUGAGACAAGAGGCAUUCAUGAACCGGACAGUGAGGGAGAUCAUGUGGGGGUAUGAAGACCCUCUUAUAGACACAAUAAACGCGCUCGUUCCUGGCCUCAUCCCUUUCAAGGGGAAAUUUGGCUUAUUUGUGGGGCUUAACAACACCAAUUCAGGGCUGUUCACAGUGCACACAGGCAUGAAGGACAUCAGUAGAGUUCACAUGGUGGAUUCAUGGAACGGACUGAAGAAGGUGAACUACUGGCGGAGCAGUGAGUGCAACAUGAUCAAUGGGACUGCAGGGGAGAUGUGGCCACCGUUCAUGUCCCCAACAUCACUGGAGUUCUACAGCCCUGACGCCUGCAGAUCCAUGAAACUGGUAUACGAGCAGUCUGGGAAGUUUGAGGGUGUGCCUACCUAUCGCUUUGUGGCACCGAAAACUCUCUUUGCCAACGGCACAGACUAUCCACCUAACGAAGGCUUCUGCCCCUGCCUGCAGUCUGGCAUCCAGAACGUCAGUAGCUGUAGGCUAAAUGCACCGAUGUUCAUUUCCCAUCCUCACUUCUACAAUGCUGACCCAGUCCUGGUGAACGCUGUUGAAGGCCUGAAGCCCAACAAGGAGCAGCACGCGCUCUUCCUCGAUGUGCACCCGAUGACGGGCAUUCCCAUGAAUUGUUCCAUCAAACUCCAGCUGAAUCUCUACAUAAAGCGCGUGUCUGGUAUAAUACAAACAGGGAAAAUUAAGCCAGUGGUCCUGCCACUGCUGUGGUUUGCAGAGAGUGGAUCCAUUGAGGGCUCAGUCCUAAAGCAGUUUUACACCAACCUGGUGCUGAUCCCGUCCCUGCUGGAGUACCUGCAAUAUGUUUUUCUUGGUCUGAGUGUCCCACUGAUUAUCUCAGCAGCUGUAAUCGGGGCAAAGAGUCAGAAAACUGAGAAGAGCCCGUGCCACCCCGCCACGCAGAGCAAACCGCCCCCCGCCUCCGAGACAACGCCGCUCCUCCACGAUGCUGACACGCUGAGCCAGGACGAUGCCCAACCCUGAGGUGCCGGCCCUGGCACGCUUUCCACUUGGACUCAACCAUGCUGGGGACCUGUUUUGCAUCCCCAGAAGCCUCUGGAAGGUGAAGUUGUCCUGGGCAACUCAGCGGAGACCCUGCAUGCCAUGGCAAAGCCACAGGACAGGACUGCUGCACCCACUCCCGCACCAGAGACCUCACCCAGCCACCUGAAACAGUGUUCAAGAACCCUGUCCCCAAGGGGCCAGCCCUUGCCACAGCCCCUCUCUCCCUGUGGGCCAGCAGGAACGAAGAUGGUCGCUGGCUGAUCUGAGAAGUUACUUUGCCAUUUAAGACUGUCUAUUGCUAGGGAUAAAAGGCAAUUUAUUAGGAGCCUUUAAAAUAAAUGAGGUUUGUAUAUGUAGCACUGAUGAGACAUAGUGAUCUUCUUAAAAGCCACUGUUGUGAAUGGUCCUUGCUGUCCUGAAGCCACUUAACAGUUUUAUUGCCACUUGAUGUAACUGGACCACACCGCAAAUCAAUUCUGGGUGCGGUCGCUUUGGUGAUGCCUCUUCCCAGGAUACCCAGAGCCUGACCAAGGUUGCUCCAGCCUUUGCACACAGCACGAUGGUGACUUUGGACAGCACGAUGGUGACUUUGAAAGCCCCGAUUCUGUGCCAUGACCUCACACUCCAAUGACUCCAGCCCACAGUCCUUUUACUUCACCUCUCCUUGCUUUAGGUGACUGUGUGAGAUGAACCUUGCCAAAAAACUCGCUGGUACACCUGGCUGACAGCUCCUGAUUGUUGUCCAUGCUGCCUGCUCGGCCACCCAGCUCUUCUGGUCCCAUGCUGUCAGUGCUGGGAGGCCAUUGCAUCACUCUGGCCGUGCUGCCUGCCAUGGAACGGGAGCAGGCAGAAGCUUGACCCUGUCCAUGAGCGUUAACGAAGAUAGUUGUUCUUUGGAACUGGAGAAAGCCACGUGCAGUCAUGAAAGUAACAAUGGCCUUUGUAGGUUUUGAUUAAAAUAUUGCAGAUUCCUGAAAUGAUGUCUUAGGGGAUUGGGGGCUGGAGGUUAACUGGGGGUGGGCUGGGUCAGUCUUUAGUG